AUGCAUCCAACUGCCGGAUCUCUCCCCGGCGCCCUGGCGGCACUGUUGCUGGCUCUACCUGCCACCAUCAGUGCCCAUGUGGCAGCCACCGCUCCCGGUCCUUCGGCUGGUGCCAGCGUGCCUAUGCCCGCUGCCGUCCCCGCUGCCUCGGCCACUACCAAGAUCCCCCUUGCUUCUGGUACUCCUGGCGCCGCCUCUCCCGAGGCCCAAUUCCCCAACGGCCAGAUCCCGAACGCUCAGAUGCCAGGUCAAUUCCCUACUGGCCAGUUCCCCAACGCUCAGUUCCCGAACGGACAGACACCCAAUGGCCAGUUCCCCAAUGGUCAGGCCCCCAACAACCAGAACCAGGGCCAGGGCCAGCAGCAACAGCCUCCCGUCAACGUCAACUGCGCCCAAGGUGUUCACAUCAUCGUGGCUCGCGGUGGUGAGGAGCGCCCCGGCAUGGGGAUGAUCGGCAAGGUCGCCGACAACGUCAUGGCCCAGAUCCCCGGCUCCAGCAUCGAGGCCGUCGACUACCCAGCCUCGCUCUCCGAGUACUCCAGGUCGCAGGGUGUCGGCGUCCAGGUCAUGUCGCAAAUGGUGGCCAACUACGUGGCGGCCUGCCCCAGCAGCCGCAUCGUGCUCCUCGGCUACAGCCAGGGCGCCCACGUCGCGGCCGACCUGGUCUGCGGCGCCUCAGAGGCCCAGUUCGCCACCCAGGGCAUGCCCGCCCUCCCCACGGACCUGACGCGUAACAUCGCCGCCGUCGUCAUGAUGGGAGAUCCCUCCCGCUCCGCCGACGCCCCCUUCAACCAGGGCAACGCCACAAAGGGCGGCAUGUUCCCGCGCAGGGACGCCAAGCAGACCUGCGGGCCCAUGACUGAGCGCAUGGUCAGCUUCUGCACCAGCGGUGACCUGUUCUGCGACAGUGGCGACGACCUCGGCGUCCACCUGAGCUAUGCCGACAACAACCUCGACACGGCCACCAAGUUCAUCGUUGAGCGCGCAAAGGUCUGGGCUACGAACGGAGGCGGCGGCGGCGGUGGCGGCGGCGGUGGUGGCUAUCCCGGUUAUCCCGGUGGUCCUGGCUAUCCUGGCUAUCCCGGCUACCCCGGCUACCCCGGCUACCCUGGCUACCCCGGUGGCCCCGGAUUCCCUGGUGGUCCCGGCUUUCCUGGUUGCCCCGGCGGUCCCGGCUGCCCUGGUGGUCCUGGUUAUCCCGGCGGUCCCGGCUAUCCCGGUGGUCCUGGUUAUCCUGGCGGUCCUGGAUUCCCCGGUGGUCCCGGUUAUCCUGGUGGCCCUGGCUACCCUGGAUUCCCUGGCGGCCCCGGUUUCCCUGGCGGUCCCGGUUACCCCGGCUUCCCUGGUGGUCCCGGUUAUCCUGGCGGUCCCGGAUACCCUGGAUUCCCGGGCGGCCCCGGUUAUCCUGGUGGCCCCGGUUACCCUGGAUUCCCCGGCGGUCCCGGUUAUCCUGGUGGCCCUGGUUACCCCGGCUUCCCUGGUGGUCCCGGUUAUCCUGGCGGUCCCGGCUACCCCGGAUUCCCGGGAGGCCCCGGCUUCCCUGGUGGUCCCGGUUACCCCGGUUACCCCGGCUUCCCUGGCGGUCCCGGAUUCCCUGGUGGUCCCGGCUACCCUGGAUUCCCCGGCGGUUACCCUGGCUUCCCUGGCUACCCCCACGGUUACCCCUAUGGCUACCCUUACGGCGGUGGUAACGGCGGUGGUGGUGGUGGUGGUGGUGGCGGCGGCGGCGGUGGCGGUGGUGGUGGUGGUGGUGGUGGUGGUGGUGGUGGCGGUGGCGGCGGCGGCGGUGGUGGUUAUCCCGGAUUCCCUGGCGGUUACCCUGGUUUCCCUGGUGGCUACCCUGGCUUCCCCGGUGGCUACCCUGGCUUCCCUGGUGGCUACCCUGGUUUCCCUGGCGGUUACCCUGGCUUCCCCGGUGGCUACCCUGGCUUCCCUGGUGGCUAUCCCGGCUACCCCGGCUUCCCCUACGGCUAUCCAGGCUACCCAGGCUACCCCUUCGGUGGCUACCGUCCUGGCUUCGGAUUCGGUGGUUACCCCUUCGGCUAUGGUGGCGGAUUCGGCUACGGCGGUGGCUUCGGCUAUGGUGGUGGCUUCGGUUUCGGUGGCUACCCAUACGGCUACCCAUAUGGCUACCCAUAUGGCGGCUUCCGUCCUGGCUUUGGGUUCGGCGGCUACCCGUACGGCUAUGGUGGCGGCUUCGGAGGUGGCUUCGGCGGCGGUGGUUAUGGGCCCUGGCGCUGGGGCAACUCGGGCCGUCCCUAG
Molecule: messenger RNA, 2262 nt
Organism: Pyricularia grisea
Lineage: Eukaryota; Fungi; Ascomycota; Sordariomycetes; Magnaporthales; Pyriculariaceae
Exons: 1
Coding region: 1-2262 (753 amino acids)
Molecular function (GO): hydrolase activity
Source: RefSeq, a predicted model, not a curated record